This is a messenger RNA of Vanrija pseudolonga, 2025 nucleotides long. RefSeq names its product Sphingoid long-chain base transporter RSB1. Gene Ontology annotation, cellular component: plasma membrane; fungal-type vacuole. The record is from RefSeq and is a predicted model, not a curated record. The transcript is spliced from 7 exons. The coding region runs from base 1 to 2025 and encodes 674 amino acids. Lineage: Eukaryota; Fungi; Basidiomycota; Tremellomycetes; Trichosporonales; Trichosporonaceae.
AUGUCGCUCCACAUUCUCCUCCCGCGCGCAACCCACUCAGAGGACACGCCAUACGGCUACGUGCCCACGCUGACCACCACUGUGCCCUUCAUUGCCGUCUUUGGCGUGCUGACGGCGCUUCACCUUGGUCUGGGGGUCCGCUACCGGUACUGGUCGGCGCUGGGCACCAUGGUAGCUGGCGGAUUGCUCGAAGUUAUCGGCUGGGCGGGACGCGUGUGGUCUAGCCAGAAUCCCACGCUCUUUGACCCCUUCAUCAUGCAGACUACCCUCAUCAUCGGGCCCGUCUUCUUCUCGGCAUGGGACUACACCAUGCUCGGCGCGUGCAUCGCGCGCAUGGGCCCGCAGUACGCCGUCCUCGGACCAAAGUGGUACCUGGUCGUGUUCAUCAUCGCGGACAUCGUGUCGCUCGUGCUGCAGGCGAUCGGGGGCGGCGGCGCGUCCGUCGCGGCGCAGGAUGGCAAAGACACGGCCAGCAGCACGCACAUCAUGGUCGCAGGCAUCCUCUUCCAGCUGUGCGCCACCGCCAUCUUCGCCGUCCUCGCCGCAGACUUCAUGUACCGCGUCGUCUUCAACAAGCCGUACGCCUUCCGCGAGCGGCAGAUCGCCAAGGCGCACUCGGCCGCGCUGGCCAAGGCCGCGCGCGAGGCGAGCGAGGCCGCCGGCGCAGGCAGCGACAGCGUCACGCUUAUUGAGCGCACGCCGGGCGGCUCCAUCCUCUCCGCCGACCCCAAGGCCGGCGUCAACGUCGAGCAGCCCGAGAUUGAUCGCGCAAGCCUCCGCGGCACGCAGCUCCUCCUCGCCGGCGUCGCGUUCGCGACCCUCAUGAUCGUCAUCCGAGGCAUCUACCGCUCCAUCGAGCUCCUGCAAGGCUGGAGCGGCUACAUCAUCACGCACGAGCCAUACUUUAUCUGGCUCGACGGCCUCCCCAUGUACGCGCCGCGCCCGCCGUACGGGUACAAGCCGUCGCUCGACUCGACGGUCGUCUUCACGACCGCGUUCGCCAUCCUCACCCUCAUCCACCUGUUCAUCGCCUUCCGCCACCGCUACUGGGGCGGCCUGAUCGCCAUCACCAUGGUGGCGGGGGGCACGCUCGAGGUCAUUGGCUGGUCGGCGCGCCUGUGGUCCCACUUCAACGUGCUCCUGUGGACGCCGUUCAUCAUGCAGACGACCCUCAUCCUCGGCCCAGUCUUCUUCUCGGCGUGGGACUAUGCAAUGCUCGCCGCGUGCAUCACGCGCUUUGGCUCAAAGUACUCGCUCCUCGGGCCAAAGUGGUACUUGAUCGUCUUCAUCAUCGCCGACGCCGUGUCCCUCAUCCUGCAGGCUGUGGGCGGCGGCGGCGCGGCCAAGAACGCAAAGAUGAGGCAGAGCACGACGACCAACACGCACAUCAUGCUCUCGGGCAUCCUGUUCCAGCUCGCAGCCACGACCAUCUUCGUCGGCCUCGCGAUCGACUUCAUGGUGCGCGUGGUCUGGGACCGGCCGUACGCGUUCAAGGUGCGCAAGGAGGCGCUGGCGGGCGGCGCCAGCGAGGGCCACAGCCUGGGCUACACGACCCACUCGCGUAACUACUCUGCCAGCUCGUACUCGCACGGCGCGAGCUCGCACGGGCACGGGUACAACCACUACGCCGAGUACGAGACCAAGGAGGGCAGCAGCGUGUCCCUCAAGGCCAAGAACGACCCGUGGCUCGGCCGUUCGCAGCUCUUGUUGCUCGGCAUCGGGUUCGCGACCCUCAUGAUCUACAUCCGUGGCAUUUACCGUACUAUCGAGCUCGCGCAGGGCUGGGAGGGGUACCUCAUCACUCACGAGGCAAGUCGAGCCGCCACGCCCCAGGCACCCGCUAACCACGCCCACCCACAGGUCUACUUUAUCUGGCUUGACGGCUUCAUCAUGGCCCUGUGUAUGAUGGGCCUCGCCAUCGCGCACCCCGGCUGGCUGCUCCCCAAGGCGUCGGGCAGCCUCCUCCGCGGCGGCGGGCAGGGCAUUGUUGGGAGCAGCUCGACGACGAGGCUGACCACGCCAUGA